UAGCGCAGGAGUUGAACCCCUUACUCAACCCUGCGAAAGAGACGAAACGACGGGAAGCGACGGGCGUGUCGCUGCUCCGGAGAGAGAAACGGGGAGUGACAGUGAGGGCACGUCGCUCAGUCAGGCCUUAUCUCUGUAAUAAACACUGAUCACACACGGAGCUCCGCCACAGGCUACCUCCGCCAUCAGCGCACUUUUGGCGACAUUAUUUCCGGAUCGAAAGCGAUUCAUGGUCGCAAAAUGCGAGACGAGAGCGAUAAUAGAGCGACGUGGCGGUCGGAUUUGUGAAGAUUACAGUCAAUAAAGUGCUCUGCACAAGACUGCCUCCUAAUCCCUGUGUGAAAGGGAUGGGCAGUGAGUGCACCGGCUGAGUCUGACUUUCUGCAAACAAGCUGGGUGGGGAAUGGAAGGAGACUCUUCCUUUACCCCACACAUGCACAUUAUGGUCACAGGGUGUAGGCUCACACACUUGCGCUGGAUGUCUAACACAUUGUCAGAUGAAACCAGAGUGUUUACAUGAGGAUGGCAGAGGCUCCCAUGUCAUGUGACUGUUUUGUUUCCUUGCCCCCUGGCUCUCGCGAUGACCAUGUGAUUUUUGGGAAGAACUCGGACCGUCCCCGGGAUGAGGUGCAGGAGGUGGUCUCCUACCCUGCAGGAUCUCAUCCUCCAGGCUCCAUGCUGGAGUGCACAUACAUCCAGAUCCCCCAGGUGGAGCAGACCCACGCUGUCAUCCUCAGCAAACCUGCAUGGAUGUGGGGGGCUGAAAUGGGAGCCAAUGAUCAGGGAGUCUGUAUUGGGAAUGAGGCAGUUUGGACUCGAGAGCCCGUCGUCCCCGGGGAGGCUCUGCUAGGCAUGGACCUUGUGCGGCUGGGGCUGGAGCGUGGCGACAGUGCCUGGGCAGCAGUGACAGUGAUCACCGGCCUCCUGGAGCAGCAUGGCCAGGGAGGGCAGUGCAGGGAGGAUCCGGCGCCCUUUAGCUACCACAACACCUUCCUCCUGGUGGACCGCAACGAGGCCUGGGUCCUGGAAACUGCUGGAAGGCUGUGGGUGGCGCAGAAAGUCACAGAGGGUGUGAAGAACAUAUCCAACCAGCUGACCAUCGGCGCUGACAUCUCUGCAGAGCACCCGGAGCUACGGAGCGUGGCCCAGGCUCAGGGCUGGUGGGACGGUGAAGGGGAGUUCAACUUCUCCCAGAUCUUCAGCCCGGAGGACCCACCUGCCAGGAUGGAGCUGGCCAAAAAGCGCUACAAGGGAGGCACAGAGCUACUCCAGCAGCAUGAUGGCUCAGUGACAGCAGAGGUGAUGAUGUCCAUUCUGAGGGACAAGCCCAGUGGCAUCUGCAUGGAUUCUGGAGGUUUCUGCACCACAGGAAGCAUGGUGUCUGUCCUGCCCAAAGACACCAGCCUGCCCUGCAUCCACUUCUUCACUGCCACUCCAGACCCCUCCAGGUCUAUAUUCAAGCCUUUUAUCUUCUCGGAGUGUUCCACCCGAGUGCUGAGGGUGGUCUCUCCACAGUUUGGCCCAGAUGACCCUGUCAGGAAGCAGCCUCGCUUUCAGACCCAGGUGGACCGCAGACAUGACCUGUACAAGGCCCACCAGGUGGCGCUCAACACCAUGGAGACCAACCCGGAUGAAGGCUUAGUGAUCUAUGAGAUUCUGAGGGACCUGGAGUCGCAGUGUCUGAGCGAGAUUUCAGCCAUGCUGAGUGGAGAGAUCCCCGGAGAGGAACUGGGGGACUUGUUUUUUGAUUGCGUGGACACAGAGAUUAAGUUCUACCAGUGAGGAGUGCCCUCAGGUGGACAUCCCUAGCGCUCGCAGAGUGGCAGGAGAAGACCCUGGGACUGUUAAAAACUCCUCCUCUGAGUGGCCUCCGUCUCACUCACUCAACACACAUCCCUAACACCAUUCCAUCAAUAACACAGGCUAAAUGUCUAAAAUGCACAUGUGUUUGGAGCAUAUUUAUCAUCUGUAUCACCCAGGGAGCAAUGACUGCACCUCAUUAGUGAGUAUAGUGAUGUAGACUACACAGGCGCCUAUGUAGAGCUGUGUGACGUUGCACAUAUUCUGUAAUUAUGGCAUUUGUUUAACAUUUAAUUUGUUCUUGCAAAUGAAGGGGUUGUCAUUUGAUGGCCAGCUGUAGGGAAGGAUCUAAUAAAGAACGUGUAUAGUG
Thunnus maccoyii (southern bluefin tuna) is the source of this 2170-nucleotide messenger RNA. It is a transcript of the gene scrn2, whose product is annotated as secernin 2. Bases 517 to 1782 code for a protein of 421 amino acids. Gene Ontology annotation, molecular function: dipeptidase activity; cysteine-type exopeptidase activity. The record is from RefSeq and is a predicted model, not a curated record. The transcript is spliced from 9 exons. NCBI's taxonomy places the organism in Eukaryota, Metazoa, Chordata, Actinopteri, Scombriformes, Scombridae. Gene Ontology annotation, biological process: proteolysis.